AUGGCCUCUAAAGACUUACCCGUACCUGCCCCAAUGGUAGUGAAAGGUGACAUCAGGGGGAACUGGAAAUUUUUUAAAUCUCAGUGGGCCAAUUAUGAAAUUGCCACAGGCCUUGUAAUGAAGGAACAACCUAUUCGAAUAGCCACAAUACUGACAGUGAUGGGUAAAGAUUGUUUUCAAAUUUAUGAAAAUUUGCCACUCAGUGUUCAAGGCAGAGAGGAUAUUGACAAAAUUCUAGAAGCAUUAGAUGGUCACUUCAUGCCAAAAACAAAUGUGAUCUACGAACGGUAUAUCUUUAAUACGGCAGACCAGAUGCCCAAUGAAUCGUUUGAUGAUUACUUGUGCCGACUACGAGAACUUGCAAAGACAUGUGAGUUGGGCAAUAUUAUGGACCAAAUGAUUCGUGAUAGGAUAGUACUGGGAACUAAGGACCAAAGUGUUCGUGGACGAUUGCUCAGAGAAUCUAAGCUUACCCUUAACAGUGCCAUAGACAUGUGUAGGACCAGUGAGAGAACUACCUGCCAGCUUAAGAAACUACAAGGACAGAGUGACACUUACAAUAAUAAUACAGCUCAAGUCAACUAUGCAGCAAGAGGAAAUAAGAAACACAUGAAAGAUACAAAGCAGCAGAAAAGAUCUUCAACAAAACCACCAAAAUACUCAAACAAAGGAGAUUUUAAAUGUAAAUACUGUGGUGGAAGGCAUGCAAGAGGAAGAAACAAUUGUCCUGCUUAUGGACAAAUCUGCAACAAGUGCAAAAAGAAAAAUCAUUUCUCUUCAGUGUGUCAGAGUGCUAACAAAACUGUUCUUCAAGUUGAUGAAACAGAUGACAGUAGUGAUUGUGAAUCUUGUUACACAGUGAAGACAACACAUGGUAAACAGUGGUUUACAAAAGUCAACAUGGUGAUUGACAAUGCAACUCAUCAAGAUGUAAUCUGUCAACUAGACUCUGGAUCAACAUGUAACAUUCUUGGAUUUCGGCAGUACUGCAUUCUUACCCAAAAUGGUUGUCCACCAUUGAAAGCAACCAGCAAGGCUCUUCGACUCUAUGGUGGAACAUCAAAGCUUGAGCACUUAGGUACUGUUGACAUUAUCUGCUCAGUACAAAACAAUACAGAAUGUCUGAACUUUUAUGUGGUAGAUACAGAUCAAACUGCACUGCUCUCAGCUGAAGCAUGUGAAAGGUUAGGACUGUUAUCUGUGAAUAUUGUGAACAGUGUUGAUACAUCAGUUAAGAAUAGCUUUGAACCACUAACGCGCAGUCAACUGUUGAACACAUACCAUGAUGUAUUCGAGGGCCUAGGAUCUUUCCCAGGCGAGUACAAGAUUGAAAUUGAUCCGUCUGUCAAGCCAGUUCAGCAUCAACCCAGAAAAGUUCAUCAAGCCAUGAAGCAGGAAAUUCACACAAAAUUGAAGGAUCUUGAGAACAGAGGUGUGAUCAAGAAAGUUACUACCCCAACAGACUGGAUACGUAGUAUGCUAACCGUGAAAAAACCUGGUAAGCUACGCAUAUGCAUUGAUCCCAGAGACUUGAACAAAGCUAUCAAGCGAUCACACUACAUCAUGCCUACCCUUGAGGACAUAUUACCAAAUCUUGCGAAUGCAGAAGUAUUCUCCGUCCUCGAUGCAAAAGAAGGAUUCUGGCAGAUCAAAUUAGAUGAAUCUAGCAGUUUUCUAACAACGUUCUGGACUCCUUUUGGUCGAUAUAGAUGGUUGCGCUUACCCUUCGGCAUUUCAUCAGCGCCCGAAGAAUUCCAGCGUAGACAACAUGAAGUGUUAGAAGGACUAACAGGAGCAGAAUGUGUGAUGGAUGACAUCAUAGUCUACGGCUGUGGACAGACCAUGGAAUCAGCAAUUCGAGAUCAUGACCGCAACUUGACGGCAGUUCUACAAAGAGCUCGUGAGGUGGGACUUAAGCUAAACAAGGACAAGUUCAAACUUCGUCAGACUGAAGUUAAAUAUAUGGGCAGUAUACUUACCGCAGAAGGCAUCCGUCCUGAUCCAGACAAAGUAAGCGCCAUUACAAAUAUGAAAAGACCUGAAAAUGUAAAAGCAGUGCAACGUUUUAUUGGUCUAGCAACAUACUUGUCUCGAUUUUUGCCUCACCUAUCGGAAACCUGCGAACCUUUGCGACGUCUUACAGACAAAGGAGCCAUUUGGUCUUGGCAAUCGCAGCAGGAAGAAGCAUUUCAGAGUGUCAAACGUCUCGUGAGUCAUCAACCCGUACUCAAAUACUAUAAUGUCCAUCAGGAGGUCACAAUUCAGUGCGAUGCAAGUGAAGUUGGCCUUGGAGCCACAUUACUGAAACCUCUUUUGUCAGCUCCAAAACGACUCCAGCGAAUGUUACUGCGCCUCCAGAAAUACAACCUGGAUGUUGUUUAUACCAGAGAAAAAGAGUUGUUCAUCGCAGAUACCUUGUCUCGUGCAACUCCAGAGUAUCAUGGACAGCACACUUCCAAACUCGCUGAGGAAAUAGCACAUAUUCAACAUGCAGAGUGGGUUAGAAAAGUCACAGACUUGAGACUGAAUCAAAUUCGAGAUUUGACCAACAAGGAUGAGAAUCUCCACAGCCGUGUUGUCAUUCCCAAAGCUCUUCGACCAGAAAUGCUACGCCGCACUCAUUCCAGCCAUUUAGGAUUUGAGGCUUGUCUACGCAAAGCUAGGGACUCAUUGUAUUGGCCUCCCAUGAAUGAGGAGAUCAAGGAUUUUGUCAGCAAGUGUAGCACGUGCAGCACAUUUCUACGGAAACAACAGAAAGAACCACUAAUGACACAUGAUGUCCCAGACCAGCCAUGGUCAAAACUUGGAAUUGACAUCUUUACUCUAAAAACUGAGGAUUACCUUGUCACAGUUGACUAUUACUCAGAUUUUUUUGAGCUUGACCUUCUUCCAGAUACCACAGCAGCCACAGUAAUCAACUGUUUGAAACAACAUUUUGAUCGUCACGGAACGCCAGAUGUUGUAGUAACAGACAAUGGUCCGCAGUUUAAAUCAACUGAUUUUCAUGAUUUUUCAUGUGAUUGGGGGUUUCAGCAUAUUACUUCUUCCCCCUAUUAUAGUCAGUCCAAUGGGUAA
Messenger RNA from Saccostrea echinata, 3075 nucleotides. RefSeq lists its product as uncharacterized. The coding region runs from base 1 to 3075 and encodes 1024 amino acids. The transcript has 3 exons. Gene Ontology annotation, molecular function: nucleic acid binding. Lineage: Eukaryota; Metazoa; Mollusca; Bivalvia; Ostreida; Ostreidae. Gene Ontology annotation, biological process: DNA integration. The record is from RefSeq and is a predicted model, not a curated record.